Molecule: messenger RNA, 1102 nt
Organism: Mytilinidion resinicola
Lineage: Eukaryota; Fungi; Ascomycota; Dothideomycetes; Mytilinidiales; Mytilinidiaceae
Product: alpha/beta-hydrolase
Exons: 2
Coding region: 69-1088 (339 amino acids)
Molecular function (GO): hydrolase activity
Source: RefSeq, a predicted model, not a curated record
CUAUUUUCUAUCUGUGUGAGAUCAGAUAUACUUAAUUUCCAAGAAAUAAAACUGGGUUUCCCGUCAAGAUGUCGUCUCAGAGCGAUCUUGCCUUGGAUCAUUCCAAAUUUGCCUCAAGCAGCAUACCUGCAGAGACCAAGAAGAUCAAUGCCAUGCUAGAAGCAAUCAGCAGUAAAGGCCCUCAUUGGAACCAAAUAGGAUCAGAAAAGUAUCAGCAGAUGCGCGAGGCGGGCGAAACCCCAUUGCCUCCACCCAUCUACCUUCCUGAAGCGCAAGAGGUCACUAUACCCUCCCGAGACCCAGGCCGCACGAUCCCUCUACGCGUCUACAAGCCUGAUGAUGGUCAACCAAGCCGUGGCAUCUUCCUCCACUUCCACGGCGGUGGAUUCGUCCUCGGAAACCAUCAAUCUCAAGACCGCACCUUAAAGCUCUACGCCAACUCCUGCCAUCUGACAGCCAUCAGCGUCGGCUACCGGCACGCACCCUCCAUCCCCUACCCUGGUCCUAUCCAUGAUUGCAUCGAUGCGGCGGAGUACCUCGUCGACCACGCCUCCACGGACUACGGUGUCCCCCUUAUCUUCAUGGGCGGCGAGUCUGCAGGUGCAUGCGCCGCAGUGCUUUCCGCUUUCCACCUCAUCCGCUCGCGAUCUGCACAUGAGCUUGCCGGACUUAUCCUGCCAUACGGCUGGUUCGACAUGUCUCUCUCACUCCCCUCAAUCGCGACCUGCACUACCACAAAGCCUCGCGUCAUUAAUCUCGCGGAGAUGAGGAAGUUUAGAGAUGCAUAUUUGCCGGGGGCAGGGAAGGGGGAGAUGAGGGAGGCGAAGGUGUCACCUUUGUUUGAGGACUUUAGCCUAGGGAAGUUGCCGCCGGCGUUGUUUCUGGUGGGCAGUGAGGAUCCGCUGGUAGAUGAUACGUUGUUGAUGGGUUUGAAGUGGAUGGCUGCGGGCGCGGAGGCGGUGGUGAGGGUGUGGCCGGGGUGUCCGCAUGGGUUUACUGCGUUUCCUGGUUUCAAGCCAGCAGAGGAGGCGGCGGAGAUGGUGGUUGGAUUCUUGAAGGGGAAGUUGGAGGCUUUCAAGUGUCUUUAGCCCGGUAGAGUAGC